Aspergillus affinis is the source of this 2139-nucleotide messenger RNA. RefSeq lists its product as uncharacterized. The transcript has 14 exons. Bases 1 to 2139 code for a protein of 712 amino acids. The record is from RefSeq and is a predicted model, not a curated record. Lineage: Eukaryota; Fungi; Ascomycota; Eurotiomycetes; Eurotiales; Aspergillaceae.
AUGUCUUCUUCCAUUAGGCCGGAUUCUUCGACAUCAUCGAUAGCGCCCGCCGACAAUGGACAUCAACUUGAGCCACCGAUUAUCGAAGACAAUGAGCCGCUCGCCGACGUCGUUCGAAAGCUGUACAAUUUCAUAACCCUGGCCGUUUCCGAUGUAUCGUAUACAUUCGAGCAGCUGAGGUCUACUCCCCAUGGUCAACAUCUCAGACAUCUGAUUUACGCCUUGGCGGAGAACUCACAUAAUCCUUCCAUAAUCGCUGCUCUGAUGAUCUUGAAAUGGGAAUUUGAUAAUACGACGGAUGCCGAUUGGGGCCUAAAUGAAAGUCGCGGAUAUGCCUGCGAGUAUGUUGCCUGGCAGUUUCUCUGCCACCUCGAUCAACGAGAGACCAUUGAGUUCUUGCUGGAGGAGCUUAAACUACACAACCCAAGUAGUGCCUCUCUGACCCAAGCGGAGCGAGGCACUGCAGGCUUUACAGGUCCCGUUGAAGAACACAGCAGACGAGAGAGCGAAACGAUACCCUUACUCCAGAGCUCUUCAUCGUCUGUGUAUAACUUAUUUGGGGGUCGGAGUCGCGUAGGAAGCGCCUUUUCUUUGGACAAUCGAGGCUCGUAUAGCUCCUCUCAUGACGCACAAGAGUUGGAGAAGUUCUCUCUGUUCUUUGGCCUGAAUGCAUUAGAGAUCGCCACCAUCGCCCAUGCAAAGACAUUCCUGGGCCAGAAGGUGGUCCAGAGGGUCAUAGACAACAUAUGGAAGGGGGAGAUUGUAUUUUGGGACACGCUGAGCGUACAUUCGACCAAACGACCGCACUUCCUCGAUAAACGAACGGCAGACCCAUACUCACGUCUCAGGGUUCCGGUAUACCGGAAAGCGUUCGAAGCUGCCUUCUUCGUAUCUUUUCUUCUUCUGUACUAUGCGGUUCUCGUCGAGAGGAAGUCGACGGGCAUAGGGCUCUUCGAGACGCUAAUGUACUUCUGGAUCGCCGCAUUUGCUUAUGAUGAGUUUAGUGGCAUGGCCGACGCGGGCAUGCUCUUCUACCAGAUGGACUUCUGGAAAGUGUGGAACAUGGGUAUCAUAGGCACCGGACUCGCUUUCGUCAUUGCAAGGAUUAUCGGCCUGGCCCAGGAGAGUGAUUACAUCACGGACCUAUCAUUCGACAUUCUGUCCCUGGAGGCACUGUUUCUGUUUCAGGAUCUAACUGCGGUGGACAAGACUAUGCUCGCUCGUGAGCCUGAACUCUUACUUUGGAAGCCUGAUACCAGUUUUGAAGGAGAUGGUAUGGAUAGACACUCUAGCACCUGGCCUACUGCGUUUGGCACCCCGGGCAAAGAGAAAGUGUCGGUGCCAACGGUGGGCAGGGUUCUUGACAACAUUCACGAUGCUGGCGCGCGACCGCCUUUCUCUCAGGCAAAUGUCGUGGAUUUUGGUGAAGGUGUUCUUUGGGACAUCGCUCAGGAAAUUUCCCCAAUCUUCGGCUACGGUUUAAUGUUAAUCUUCGUCUCCAUGACAAAUCUACUUUUGAUCUCUUCGUUGGUCAGUUUGAUGAGUAUGAGUCUAGAAGGGGUCAUGGCACAUGCCAGGGAAGAGUAUCUCUUCCAGUUAGUAACCAGCCGGUUCAUGCUGUCCAUCUACGUGCUUGAAAGCAGUAACUCCCGCCGACUAACCUACUUCAUGCCUCCCUUGAAUCUCAUCCCUCUUCUCUGUAUCCGUCCUCUGCGGCUCUUCUUGUCUGCAGAGCGCAUUCGUCGAGUGCGUAUCAUCCUCCUCCGAGCCACCCAUCUCCCCUUUGUUGCGUUGAUCUGGGCCUAUGAAUCUAGCCGCCGCUAUGUUGCCCGGCGAAAUAGUCAUUUUCCCCCGACCGCGAGGACACGAGGAGGUAGCCGACCUACAUCCUCGAUACAGAGUGGUUUUGCUCUCUCCACGCACCGCGCCCCGCUCUAUGCCUCCGCAACGGAGCGUUCGCUGGGUUCUGCGAGGCUCAGGGGCCGCACUAGUCCGGGUCAGCAUCCCGAAGCGCGCGGGCUAGGCCCGGGGCAGGCCGGGCGUGUUGACACCGCGGAUAUGAUCGACGAGGUGGAACGGUUGCGGACCCAGGUGGAGCGAGUGGCAGCUACGGUGGCCGUCCACCACCGGCGCCAAUAA